AUGCCUGCUCAUGAAAUUAUUGAAUCUAAUAAUACGUUUUUCGAGGCUGAAGAACAAUUUCAACUCAGUCCAUCUAAAGUUCGCUGGUUUUACAAAGAUGAGAUCGCGAAGAAAUGGGUUGCUUUUAAUGGAUAUGAUUCCAUUAAAAUCGAGCUUACUUAUCUUCGCUUACUUAAGUGUAAGAAUGGAUUUUCCAGCGAAACUGACGAUAAUUUUAAACCACUUGUUGUUCGUGACGGCUUGUAUGAAGUAGACGUUGUCACGAAACAAUGCUACCCCAUAUAUUGGGAAUCUCAUACCGGGCCAACAAGUAUACUUCGUGGAAUUUGGUUUAAAGAUCCUGGUCUUCAUCAUUCGGUACCAAUCGAAGACGAAUCAAUGGUAGAGCAGCUUGAAACUACUUACGCUAUGCUUCAAUGUCGUCUCUCAACUACUGAAUCAGGUCGUUCUGGUAGUUCUUCUCCCAAAUUGGGUACUGACGAGGAAAGUGGCACUGAAACGACUUCAGCAAUCGUUUCAAUUUUCUCGAGCCCAGCUAAAAGUUCUUUUGGAACUCGUUUGGGUCGGGGCUACUUUGAGGAGGCUGAUCCAAACACCCCACCACCUGUCUACUCUCAUCUCUGUUUUGUGGUUCAUGGAAUAGGUCAGAAGUUCCAGAAAGGCUCCAUAAUCACUCUUUGUGAUCGAUUCAUUGUCUGA
Molecule: messenger RNA, 699 nt
Organism: Rodentolepis nana
Lineage: Eukaryota; Metazoa; Platyhelminthes; Cestoda; Cyclophyllidea; Hymenolepididae
Source: the annotation of a GenBank genome assembly